CAGCAGAAUACAGAAGAGAAACAUUUACUGAUGAUUUAGGACUACAAACCAGAGUAUCACACAAUAGCACUGGUAUACUGAAAACCUUAUAAUGUCUUCCAACAUUUAUGAUGAUCCAGAUUUGACUAUGAAUAUUAAAUAUAGCAGAGGAGAGGACAGAAGGGAGAGGCUGGAGAGAGUGGUCGACAUCUACGAGACUCUGGACAUGUGCACAGACCAGCAGGUGGAUCUCUCAACACACAAUAGAGAACCACAUGCUCAGAAACAUCUCCUACCAGUUCAAAGAAACUGGCUCAGAGCUCUCGCCCUAAUUCUGGGUCUACUGUGUCUCCUCUUGGGAGCGGUGCUUGCAGUGCUUUGCAUAUUCUAUAUGACAAGUGUUUGGAAAGAGGAGCAACUCCACAUAAAGAAUAAGAAUCUGACAUCUAAACUUGAAAGGAUAAAUUGCCAGCUAGGAAAAGCAAACCAAACACAGGGGAACACCACAGAAUGGAAAAGAUUCAAGUGCACUUGUUACUACAUUUCUACUGAGAAGAAAAACUGGACAGAGAGCAGGAAAGACUGCAAGAAGAGCGGAGCGGAUCUGGUCAUGCUAAAAACCAAAACGAAGCAUGAUUUUUUCAAAGAGCUGAAUGUGGAGUUCUGGAUCGGUCUGGAGAGCAAGAACAAGACAAAGGGCUGGUCAGUCCAAAAGGAAUGGAAAUGGAUGGAUGGAUCAUCACUAAUAUUUGGUGCCUGGAAGACAGGUGUGAAUUCAGAUCCUGAGAGGGGUUUCAAAGCAUACAUGGAUGCAGAAGGAACAUGGAUGCACACCAACAGUGGAUCCAAACACUGGAUCUGUGAGAGGGACAUCUCUUGAGUUUCCUGGUGACCUCUCAGUCUAACAUGCGGAACAUGUAACUGCACUGUAUCAGAUUUGAAUCUUAUCAAUGACAUUUAUGUGCAAACUGAAUUGCAUCACUCACACAGGACAAAUAUAUAAACUGAUAUUAUGACCUUGUUUUUGCUUGUAGUCAAAAGGAAAGCAAAACGUAUUCUCAUGAAAUCAUUGCCUGA
Messenger RNA from Archocentrus centrarchus (flier cichlid), 1056 nucleotides. RefSeq names its product natural killer cells antigen CD94-like. Bases 92 to 859 code for a protein of 255 amino acids. NCBI's taxonomy places the organism in Eukaryota, Metazoa, Chordata, Actinopteri, Cichliformes, Cichlidae. The transcript is spliced from 6 exons. The record is from RefSeq and is a predicted model, not a curated record.